Molecule: messenger RNA, 1301 nt
Organism: Macroventuria anomochaeta
Lineage: Eukaryota; Fungi; Ascomycota; Dothideomycetes; Pleosporales; Didymellaceae
Exons: 1
Coding region: 370-1146 (258 amino acids)
Source: RefSeq, a predicted model, not a curated record
CACCUGUCCAUCUCGUUAGACACCCCCAAGACGGUUUGGAGUGUUGGCCUAACCCUCUAUGAAGGAUGCCGUGACUUGUGUGGCGCGCGGCAACAUGCUCGUCCCGAGCAAAACCCCUCUCGGCACGAGUUGUAGCGAUGGCUGAAGGAACGACGGGCGGCCGGAUGAAAUGUCGGGUGACAAGACGGGUCGUACAUAUAUCGACGGCAGAGUCGCAGGGCUUGUACCUUAGGAUUUGUCUGUUGUGAGCAUUGAGUGUUGGUACCUUUACAUAUUGAAGCACAGCAUCAACGACCGGCCCAAAGCAGUACCUUCAUUAACAUCAACAACAAGUAAUCUCCCCUUACGACCCAAAUCCCCAACUCAACAAUGCCGAUAUCCUUCCUCGACCUCCCCCGCGAACUCCGCGACCAAAUCUAUGACGCUCUAUGGGUAUCCACACCCAAAAUCUCCCUCCUAGACCACCCCUCCAUGGGCCGCAUCAUCACCUGCUAUAAAUCCCUCCUUACCCCUGAAGCCGCUCUCCCGCUAUGGCUCCUCACCUCCAAGCAAAUCCUCUCAGAAGCAACCGAACAAAUGAUUCGGCACGGAACCUGGACCGUCCGACUACGCAGCGAAUACGACGAGCAACGUGCUGGCAAGGUCUUGUCACCAGUCCUGGCGAGGCGAUUGACGGUAACGCUCACACAUCCGCUCGAAGGCCCGAGGCCGCGGUGGCCGCACGUCAUUCAGGAAGCAACCCUUCGGCCGUCGAAAGAGAACGUCGAGUGUCUAGCUCGCGUGAUGUCUCAAGUCUCUUCCACGAACAACGCGCGAGACGUCCGCCUAGUCCUCGAGCUCGUGCGAGAAGAGCCAAAUGCACGGAUCGACCUGUCACCAUUGGAGGUUGCGAGCUGCUUGAAGCCUGGUCUGCAGAAAUUGGAAGUUGUGGUUUUGAGGGAGCAGAUUUACCGGACGUAUAGCGCAGCGUUUGUUGAGACCAUCGGUGCGGAGGUUAAGAGGGUGGGAAACAAGGUUAUGGGAAGUGAUGAGGAUCCAAGCAUCGGUGGGUUCUUCCAAGACAGAGGGUUUGUGUACGCGUUCAAGAAGCCAGGAGAGAUGGAGCUGUGCCGGGUCGACUCAGCGGUUGGUGGAGUAGGAUGCUGAGGCAUGCCGAUAAGAUGGCAAAUAAUGGAAUAACGUGAGUGCAGCUGUAGAUGAUGGGUUAUGUUAGAUCUUGAACAUGCGAGAUCUGGCGUCAAUCAUAGCAUAGUAGUCCUACGUCAGUUCAACUGGUGGGUGUAAGAGUUGUGCUGAUCUGC